AUCCGUUAGAGCUACGCUAUCUCACACACUUCUAUCAAUUCGCCUAUUCAUCCCGCUGUGAACGCAAUGGCUCCUCACGCUAGCUCGGAUGCUGCCAAUGGCGCGCUGAACGGGUCGGUUCGCCAAGAAUCUUCCCUGUUUACUGUCCAGUCCCCCAAUGUCGUCUAUACCGAUGACGAGAUCAAGUCGAAGUACGCCUAUCAGACUACUGAGAUCACCCGCACCGCGGACAACAAGUUGGUUGCCACUCCCAAGGCUACCAACUACAACUUCAAGGUCAACCGCAAGGUUGGCAAGGUCGGUAUGAUGCUGGUCGGUUGGGGUGGAAACAACGGUUCCACCGUGACUGCUGGUAUCUUGGCCAACCGUCGUAACCUCUCCUGGGAGACCCGCGAUGGCAAGCAGACCUCCAACUACUACGGUUCUAUCGUCAUGGGCUCCACUGUCAAGUUGGGCUCGGAUGCUAAGACCGGCGAGGAGAUCAACAUCCCCUUCCACGACCUGCUCCCCAUGGCCCACCCUAACGAUCUGGCCAUUGGCGGUUGGGAUAUCAGCAGCAUGAACCUCGCCGAGUCCAUGGACCGUGCUCAGGUGCUGGAGCCCACUCUCAAGAACCAGGUCCGCAAGGAGAUGGCCGAGAUGAAGCCGCUGCCUAGUAUUUACUACCCCGACUUCAUCGCUGCCAACCAGGAGGACCGUGCCGACAAUGUCAUCGAGGGUGACAAGGCUUGCUGGGCUCACGUUGAGCAGAUCCAGAAGGAUAUUCGCGAUUUCAAGGCCCAGAACGGCUUGGAUAAGGUGAUUGUCAUGUGGACUGCCAACACCGAGCGGUACGCCGACAUCGUCCCCGGUGUCAACGACACUGCCGACAACCUGAUCAACUCGAUCAAGGCCGGUCACCUCGAGGUUGCUCCUUCCACCGUGUUCGCUGUGGCUUCGAUCCUUGAGGACACUCCGUUCAUCAACGGCUCGCCCCAGAACACCUUUGUCCCUGGUGCCCUUCAGUUGGCCGAGCAGCGUCGUGCUUUCAUUGGCGGUGACGACUUCAAGUCUGGCCAGACGAAGAUGAAGUCUGCCCUCGUUGACUUCCUGAUCAACGCUGGUAUCAAGCUCACCUCCAUUGCCAGUUACAACCACUUGGGCAACAAUGACGGCAAGAACCUGAGCUCCCAGAAGCAGUUCCGCUCCAAGGAGAUCUCCAAGUCCAACGUUGUGGACGACAUGGUCGCGGCCAACCACAUCCUCUACGAGAAGGAUGAGCACCCUGACCACACUGUCGUCAUCAAGUACAUGCCUGCUGUCGGUGACAACAAGCGUGCUCUGGAUGAGUACUAUGCCGAGAUCUUCAUGGGUGGCCACCAGACCAUCAGCUUGUUCAACAUCUGUGAGGACUCGCUUCUGGCCUCGCCCCUGAUUAUCGACCUGGUUCUGCUUGCCGAGAUGAUGACCCGUAUCAGCUGGAAGUCUGACAGCGAGGGUGACGACUACAAGGGCUUCCACAGCGUUCUGAGCAUUCUCAGCUACAUGCUCAAGGCUCCCCUCACCCCUCCCGGUACCCCCGUCGUCAAUGCCCUGGGUAAGCAGCGCUCCGCUCUUAUCAACAUCUUCCGUGCCUGUGUUGGUCUCCAGCCAGAGUCCGAGAUGACCCUUGAGCACAAGCUGUUCUAG
Messenger RNA from Penicillium mononematosum, 1668 nucleotides. Its product is annotated as inositol-3-phosphate synthase INO1. Gene Ontology annotation, biological process: inositol biosynthetic process; phospholipid biosynthetic process. The transcript has a single exon. The coding region runs from base 67 to 1668 and encodes 533 amino acids. NCBI's taxonomy places the organism in Eukaryota, Fungi, Ascomycota, Eurotiomycetes, Eurotiales, Aspergillaceae. Gene Ontology annotation, cellular component: cytoplasm. Gene Ontology annotation, molecular function: inositol-3-phosphate synthase activity. The record is from RefSeq and is a predicted model, not a curated record.